AUGCUUUCCUGGUCAUUCAACACUGUGCUAGGGGACAUUGGACUGCAGCGUUUAGAAACUCAUGGAUGGCAUGUCCUGUCUACUACUGUGGUGACACAAAUUGUAUUCAUGUUGGGAUGUUAUUUUUCAGCUCCCAUCUCUCACUAUGCCAAACUCUCUCCAUCCAAAAAGGCUUCAUGGGGAAUGCAUAUAGUAUCCAUGAUCUUUUCAUUGCUGAUCUGCACUAUUGCGGUUCCAGUCUUUUUUACUCCGGAACUUGCUGCCGAUAAACUGUUUGGGUACUCCUUCUAUGCCGGUGUCGUUUAUUCUAUUGCAUGCGGGUACUUUUUAUGGGAUAUUGCAGUUUCGAUCUUUUAUAUUCAAGAAACAGGGCUAGGAUUUGUAAUACAUGCUGUUGCGUGCUUCUCAGUCUUUAUGCUCUCUUUUGCAAGUAUUUUGCCACAAUGCUAUACAAAGCCAUUUUUGUAUUACUAUGGAAGUGUGUUUUUAAUGUUUGAAGCCAGUACCAUUUUUCUUAAUGUCCAUUGGUUUUGUGACAAAACUGGACUGACCGGCAGUCUAUUUCAGUGGGUGAAUGGCAUUAUUUUGCUUGGCUCAUUUUUCUCGGUUCGCAUAGUUUUUGGAAUAUAUCAAUCCGUUUUAUUUUUUGGUAUGUAUGGAACUUUUGUCACAUGCAUUCAAAGAUGGGAUGAGGUACCAACGCACCUGUUUGUUGUGUAUGCUAUAGCCAACAUCCUGCUUUGCUCUCUCAAUGUAUUUUGGUUUACACGCAUGAUCAAAUCUGUGGUUAGUAGAUUCAAGGGAGGAUCCAAUGCUCAGGAAGAUGAUGGAUAUGGUAAAUUGAACAAGAAAGCCAAGACAAAUACUGCUGGAGCAACCAAAAAACAUGACUGA
Messenger RNA from Batrachochytrium dendrobatidis JAM81, 894 nucleotides. RefSeq lists its product as uncharacterized. The record is from RefSeq and is a predicted model, not a curated record. Gene Ontology annotation, cellular component: membrane; endoplasmic reticulum. The transcript has 5 exons. Gene Ontology annotation, biological process: lipid homeostasis. Bases 1 to 894 code for a protein of 297 amino acids. Lineage: Eukaryota; Fungi; Chytridiomycota; Chytridiomycetes; Rhizophydiales.